UAUUGCGUUACUUGCUCCUGUAUUGAGGUAUUUGUCUAGAGAUCAAGAUGCCUGAACCAGCGAAAUCCGCUCCCGCACCUAAGAAGGGCUCCAAGAAAGCGGUGACUAAGACCCAGAAGAAGGGCGACAAGAAGCGCCGCAAGACCAGGAAGGAGAGUUAUUCCAUCUACGUGUACAAGGUGCUGAAGCAGGUGCACCCCGACACCGGUAUUUCCUCUAAGGCCAUGGGCAUCAUGAACUCGUUUGUGAACGACAUCUUCGAGCGCAUUGCUGGGGAAGCGUCCCGCCUAGCGCACUACAACAAGCGCUCGACCAUCACCUCCCGGGAGAUCCAGACCGCCGUGCGGCUGCUGCUGCCUGGGGAGCUGGCUAAGCACGCCGUGUCUGAGGGUACUAAGGCCGUGACUAAGUACACCAGCUCCAAGUAACGGCUUUGUGCGUUUUUCGCUUCAAACCCAAAGGCUCUUUUAAGAGCCACCCACUUUGUCUAAAAAGAGCAUUGGUUCACUAUCAAUCAUGGGAAAUACUGAAGCUUCCGAAAAUGGAAGGUGGUGGGUUUUUUUGGUUUGUUUGCAUUUGUGUUAAGUGCAACAUCUCAAGUAAGAAAUUUGGGGCUGGAAAAGUUUGUUUAAUAGAAUUAGAUGAGAACUUAGAGUAACUUCA
Pelodiscus sinensis (Chinese soft-shelled turtle) is the source of this 663-nucleotide messenger RNA. Its product is annotated as histone H2B 8. The record is from RefSeq and is a predicted model, not a curated record. Gene Ontology annotation, cellular component: nucleosome. Gene Ontology annotation, molecular function: DNA binding; structural constituent of chromatin; protein heterodimerization activity. NCBI's taxonomy places the organism in Eukaryota, Metazoa, Chordata, Testudines, Trionychidae.